UGUUAAACCCAACAAAAUAUUUACUCAUCAAAAGCAAACACAACAGCUCUCGACUCACUGUGCAUCAAUUCAAUUCACAACCAAAAUUAUUAAAAUUAGAUUAAUUAAUAUUCACGACCAAAGAUUCAAUUCAAGGCGUAUAUUAAGCUGUUUCUUGGGGCUCUGUGACGCCGUUUCUGUCAUUUCCCAUCUUCCAUUUUCAUUUACUGCGUGAAAAAAUCUUUCCCGUCUUUUCAUUUCCUCAAGAAGAGGGCUUUUUACGGCGCCGGGAGUUUCUGCUAUCAAUCUUGAGGGAUUCGAUUUGAUUUUGAUUUUGAUUUGAUUUAGGGUAAAAUUAUUUGUAUUCACCUUUUCCUGAGUCGAAGAUUUUUCGAUUGGGGUUUUCUUUUGUCUGAAAGGAGGGAGCUUUGUUGUAUUGACACAAACACAAUCAUGGCAAACAGGGGAGCUUCCUUUUCUCAGCACCACACCAAUUUCUCAGCUCAAGGUGUUGCAGUGAAAGAUGCAUUGUAUGAGGAGCUAUGGCGGGCCUGUGCAGGUCCUUUGGUGGACGUCCCCAAGGUUGGAGAAAGGGUUUACUAUUUCCCACAAGGUCAUAUGGAGCAAUUGGAGGCAUCGACUAAUCAGGAAGUAAAUCAAAGGAUACAUAAGUUCAGUCUACCCUCUAAGAUCCUCUGUCGUGUUGUCAACAUUAAACUCUUGGCUGAGCCAGACACUGAUGAAGUUUAUGCUCAGAUUACUUUGAUGCCUGAGCCUGAUCAAACUGAGCCAGAGAGCCCUGAUGAUUCCCCUGAAGAACCUUCUAGGCCUCUUGUUCAUUCAUUUUGUAAAGUUUUGACGGCGUCGGAUACGAGCACGCACGGCGGGUUCUCGGUGCUUCGAAAGCAUGCUAAUGAGUGCCUUCCUCCAUUGGAUAUGAGCCAGCAGACGCCGACGCAGGAACUUAUAGCGAAAGAUCUUCAUGGAAUGGAGUGGCAAUUUAAGCAUAUAUUUAGAGGUCAACCUCGGAGGCAUCUACUGACGACGGGAUGGAGUUCGUUUGUUACGUCGAAGAGAUUAGUCGCCGGAGAUUCCUUCGUGUUUCUGAGGGGAGAAACAGGGGAAUUGCGCGUCGGCGUUAAACGCCACGCUCGUCAACAAGCAACGAUGCCGUCGUCGGUGAUUUCGAGCCACAGUAUGCACUUGGGAGUUCUUGCGACUGCUUCUCAUGCCGUCCUUACACAUACCUUAUUCGUCGUCUAUUACAAGCCGAGAACAAGUCAGUUCAUUGUUGGAUUGAACAAAUACUUAGAUGCUAUGAACCACGAUUUCGGAGUUGGGAUGAGAUUCAAAAUGCGUUUCGAGGGAGAGGAUUCUCCCGAGCGUCGGUUUUCGGGUACGAUUAUCGGAGUCGAAGAUAUUUCUCCUCAGUGGGAAGACUCAAAAUGGAGGACGUUAAAGGUCCAGUGGGACGAGCCUGCGUCCAUUCCACGACCCGAUCGGGUUUCGCCGUGGGAAAUUGAACCGUUCGUCGCUUCGACUCCCGCCGCCUUUUCUCAGCCUCCGGCAUUUAAGCAUAAAAGGUUCCGUCCGCAUGUCGAAAUCCCGGUUUCAGAACCUGCCUGGAAUCGAGCUCACGAGAUGCAUCAAAUGACGAAUUACAUCGCUAGUGCACACGCCAAAACGGAUGCUGCGGUACCAAUUCCAGCGAACACGAUAUUAACCGCUCGUAUUGACGGGGUGCGACAAUCUCCGGUUGUGAACGCCUCCAAGAAUAUGAUCACCGAAGAAACCGAAGAGAGUCGAUGUGCUUCUGCGUGGUCUCUAGCGUCAAAUCUCACCACUCCAAACACGGGAAAACCCGACGGCGUUGCGUCGUGCCGAUUAUUUGGGAUUGAUUUGAAUAGUCCUUCGGUAGUGACCUUUUGCGAGCAUUCUCCGAAAUCGACCGACGCACCCAAUGACACGUCGGGAGAAGUAUUCGUUCCCAGCGCACAGUCUUCGGGCGAUUCCGAGCAGAAAUCGGGCGUUUCGAAGAGCUUCAAAGACGUCAAACAAGACCAAUUGCAAGUGCCGGCGAAAGAAGUUCAAAGCAGACAGAGCCAUUCCUCGAGAAGUCGCACGAAGGUACAAAUGCAAGGCGUCGCAGUCGGGCGGGCGGUAGACUUGACCACAUUGAAGGGAUACGACGAUCUCGUAACCGAGCUGGAGGAAAUGUUCGAAAUCAAGGGUGAGCUUCGCCCACGAAACAAAUGGGAGAUUGUUUUCACGGACGAUGAAGGGGACAUGAUGCUAGUCGGCGAUGAUCCAUGGCCAGAAUUUUGCAACAUGGUUCGAAGGAUCUUUAUAUGUUCGAGCCAAGACGUAAAGAAGAUGAAAGGAACAAAGAUCCCGAUGCCUGCGACGGACAACGAUAGCUUGAACUUGGAAAGCGUCAUGGAUUAGCGUCGUGUUUCGAUCGUUUGAUUGCUUCGACUGUUUUCACUUCGCUCGUCUUUCUUUCCCCACCGAACUGGACCGGUUUUGUUUACCUGCGUUACAUGAAACUGAGUAGGCUGAUUAAUCGAGCAACGGUUCAUCGACUAGCAUUGGCGAUGCAACGAGGAGUUGCCGUCGACGUCUUUUUCGGGUACUACUAACAAGACUGGGUGAUGGAGGAGAGCAAAAACUAGUGAAGUGAAGGGUAAGAUUUGUGUAAAUAUGUUAGGGUGUGUUUGUGGUUCUGUUCAAUCUUAUGAAAUGCAGUACUUGUAAAUACUUUUAAUUUUUGUGUUGAGUUGAAACACUACUACUACUGAUUCAA
Messenger RNA from Andrographis paniculata, 2782 nucleotides. RefSeq names its product auxin response factor 9-like. The transcript is spliced from 14 exons. Bases 433 to 2424 code for a protein of 663 amino acids. The record is from RefSeq and is a predicted model, not a curated record. Lineage: Eukaryota; Viridiplantae; Streptophyta; Magnoliopsida; Lamiales; Acanthaceae. Gene Ontology annotation, molecular function: DNA binding; protein binding. Gene Ontology annotation, cellular component: nucleus. Gene Ontology annotation, biological process: regulation of DNA-templated transcription; response to hormone.